UCUAUAAUUACUAAGUCACUGUGAUUUCCGGUAUUCUUCCGUUAUGUAAGUGAUAAAGAAACUAGAUUUCUAUGUGAAUUUUCUGCGUUCAUGCUUUAUAAGAUUUUGCCAAGAUCGUCAAUGACACAGUUGUUAUUCCGUUCCUAUUCCGCUGGUCAUUUGCUGAUACUUGCUAAUUUCCUGAGACAUCCUGUGGCUGGUAUUUUUCUGAUGGGGGAGAUGUCAAGUAAAAUGAACAUACCUGAACCAGACGAGGCCAUGAAGGGUCGAAGUACAAAGUUGGUUGUCUCCCCUACCCAUGCUGUAAACAAAAACCCCACAGUGCCUCCUUUUCCUGAUGAGAUGCAGUUUGCCAUGUUCGGAAUGGGCUGUUUUUGGGGUGCAGAGAGAAAGUUCUGGAAACACUCUGGAGUAUUCUCAACUCAGGUAGGAUAUGCUGCUGGUUAUACCCCUAAUCCAACGUACCAAGAAGUCUGCUCAGGAGCCACAGGACACAAUGAGGUUGUUCGGGUUGUCUUCGAUCCCAAGAAAACAGAUUAUGCAGAAAUUUUGAAGUUGUUUUGGGAGAGUCACAAUCCCACACAGGGAAUGCAGCAAGGGAAUGACCGGGGAACACAGUAUCGUUCGGGGAUAUACUAUUACAGCAGUGAGCAGCGAGACCAGGCUCUGGCCACCAAAGAAGCAUAUGAGAAAAAAAUUAUGCAAAAUGGAUAUGGAAAAAUAACGACUGAAAUAUUGUCAGCACCAGAGUUUUACUAUGCUGAAGACUACCAUCAACAAUAUUUACACAAAAACCCUGGCGGGUACUGUGGACUUGGUGGAACUGGCGUCUCUUGUCCGAGGGGAAUCCUUAACUCCAAAGCAAAAUCUGAAUUAUGAUGCCUUAACUUUAAAAAAGUCU
Messenger RNA from Mizuhopecten yessoensis (Yesso scallop), 901 nucleotides. RefSeq names its product peptide methionine sulfoxide reductase MsrA 2-like. The transcript has 6 exons. Gene Ontology annotation, molecular function: peptide-methionine (S)-S-oxide reductase activity. Gene Ontology annotation, biological process: cellular response to oxidative stress. Gene Ontology annotation, cellular component: cytoplasm. Lineage: Eukaryota; Metazoa; Mollusca; Bivalvia; Pectinida; Pectinidae. The record is from RefSeq and is a predicted model, not a curated record. Bases 91 to 879 code for a protein of 262 amino acids.